AUGUCUUUUUGCCUGGUUGACGUCUGUCUUCAUUGUCUGCUUGAGGUGGGCAUGACGACAACAGCAAAGGACAAAGUUCAGAUCACGCUCUUCGAGGUCUCUCCGGCCAGCAGGACCAGGUUGCGAGGUAUUUUGGCCCACUCCACGCACUGCCGAAACAUGGUGAUACAGCUCUUUGGUUGUCCGGGAUGCUCGAAAUGGCCCGUUUCCUCCAACGCUGCUCAGAGCUCACGAAAGCUCAGCACAGACGUCGUCUGCAAUGUCGACGCCCACCCUCUGUGGGAAACAUUUCCAUUGCCUUGA
This is a messenger RNA of Protopolystoma xenopodis, 303 nucleotides long. The record is from the annotation of a GenBank genome assembly. Lineage: Eukaryota; Metazoa; Platyhelminthes; Monogenea; Polystomatidea; Polystomatidae.